UCUCUGAGCCCUCGAGGGUUUAACAAAAGCUUACCUCCAAAACCAACAAACUAGAAUGUGACAGACAUUAUUAAAUGUUGCAUGUGCCUUUAAGAGCACUAUGUCCCAUUCUACAUGUCUCUCUCUGAGCCUCAUAUGUGUUUGUUGGCAUCAGCUGUCCUCAGUGCUGAAUAGAGCAAGGACAUCUUUUCCUUCACGUCAAUGGGAUUAGAGGAAGAAAUACCCUCUUCAUACUGCUGGCUGUCAUCUCCGUGUGAAGAAGACAAAAUGGAAAUGCAGUAUGGACAGACGACAGAAAGAAGAGCAAGAUAAGUCACAAGUUUGGAUUAAAAAGCUGAUCAGUCUUUAGUUUCUUAUACUAACUGAAAAAGAAACGUGUUUUCGAUCUCAAGGGAGAUAUGCAAAUAGGCUGCGGACUCAGAAACAGCAUCCUGCGCUGUUAUUUCGCUGCUUUCUAAACAAUGACUGAACCCAGAGGUCAGAUGAAGAGUUCAAAUGGUGCAAGCAGCACUGUAAUGGGACUGCAGUCUGCUUCAGUCAACCCUGAUGUCCCAUCUUCAUCUUUGUCUCCAAAACUUGGCCAGAGCAACUUUAGGAGAGUCAGCCGCACAGAGGACAGCAGUCCCUACCCGAUCCCCGGCCUAGCAGCAGACAUCCUGCACAUGCGAGUAAAAGAAGGAAGCAAGAUCCGCAAUUUGCUGCGGUUUGCAACAGCUCGCAUGCAAGGGGAGGGAAAAGACAGCAAUGGGACAUCCCUGAGACAGGUGGUUUUCACUGGCUCAGGUAGAGGAGUCACCAAGACCAUCACAUGUGUGGAGAUUCUGAAACGUAAAGUGGGAGGGCUUCACCAGGUGUCCAAGCUCUACUACAAGAUGGUAAAUGAGGUCUGGGAGAGUCCACAACCGGGAGCACCAGAUAUAACCAUGCAGAGGACAGUUCCUGCUAUCUGUAUCCUGCUCUCUAAAGACCCUCUGGAUCCCCAAGAGCCUGGAUACCAACUCCCCCAAACCCUGAAUGUUCCCACAGAGGAUGCUGAGAGAAGUAGAGCUCUGCUCAGGCCAGCUCACAGUCCCUCCUCACAGCACACCGCCAAGAGAGUCUGUCUGAAUGACUGGAGUGUGUGUUCUCCAUGAACGUCUGACUACAUCAUGUGAAAUAUCAGAAAAUGUGCAUAUAUAUUAGGCUUGAUCAGAGGGUUAUUUUAUCAUGUCAUUUUAGCAGCAUCAAGUUUGCCUAAAACAUGAAAUGCCUCUGAAUUUCAAGUUUUAUAUUUUAAUGUUUAUGUAAGGUAUUCUGCCACUAAAGUGAACAAAUGCCUUUGCCUCCAAUGGCCAAAAUGAAAGACAAUUUACUCUUUACUUUACUUUAAUAAUUUACUCUGAAUGAUUUGUAGCAAUGCAUGUGCAUGUUGAAAUUUGAAUCUAUCUUUUGCAACACUUAGUAACUUUGUUAUGAAGAGUAAUGUAUGAGUUUAAAUGAUUAUUAACAGCAAUAUAAAUGGUCACACUGGUAGUUAAAUAUUAGUAAUAUCAGAGUUUAUUCUGAUGCAAAAGGUCAACAAAGUACUGCAAAAGUACACAAAGUUGGUCACAGUCAUAUAUGAACAUCAAGGUUUGCAUCAAUAGUCUUCAUUCUGUUUUCUACUUUUUCAUGUUCAUUAUCAUGGAUCAUAGGACAAGAAUGUUUUGGUGUAGGGUUGAUUUUCAUAAUGAUGCUGUCUUUUAAUUGAUUUAACAUCACUGGAAUAAAUGAACUAGUUUGGAAAUUCAUCUCAA
Molecule: messenger RNA, 1775 nt
Organism: Siniperca chuatsi (mandarin fish)
Lineage: Eukaryota; Metazoa; Chordata; Actinopteri; Centrarchiformes; Sinipercidae
Product: ribonuclease P protein subunit p25-like protein
Exons: 1
Coding region: 462-1133 (223 amino acids)
Biological process (GO): tRNA 5'-leader removal
Cellular component (GO): ribonuclease MRP complex
Molecular function (GO): RNA binding
Source: RefSeq, a predicted model, not a curated record